Molecule: messenger RNA, 7148 nt
Organism: Cygnus atratus (black swan)
Lineage: Eukaryota; Metazoa; Chordata; Aves; Anseriformes; Anatidae
Gene: PIK3R1
Product: phosphoinositide-3-kinase regulatory subunit 1
Exons: 16
Coding region: 604-2778 (724 amino acids)
Biological process (GO): phosphatidylinositol phosphate biosynthetic process; insulin receptor signaling pathway
Cellular component (GO): phosphatidylinositol 3-kinase complex
Molecular function (GO): protein binding; 1-phosphatidylinositol-3-kinase regulator activity
Source: RefSeq, a predicted model, not a curated record
CGCAGCCCAGCACUGGGUCGGCGAGCGCGGCCGGGGGAAGAGGGGAACGGCUCGGCUCGGCUCGGCACGGGACAGAACAGACGGGCUGCGGAGAGCGGAGCGACGCGGCGGCGGCUGCCCCGGAGAAGGGAGGGAGGCGCCGCCGCCGCCGCCGCCGCCGCUGCUGCUGCUGAGGAAGAGCAUGCAUGCAGAGUUCCGUGGCAGAAUAUUUAAGGUACGUGUGCAGUCUAUGGCAAGUUCAUUAGAAGAAGGUGUGACUGGCUACAACAAUCAGCUGAACUUGAGUAUGGAGACCCAGAAUUGCCAGCAAGCUCAGAAAAGGAACUAACUGGAAGAAUUCUGCUAGACAUAGAAGAAGUGGAACACAUUCUUCUGCAACAGACAUUGACUUAGAAUAAAUGCAUGAAUUAAAAACAUCAGUAGUGAAAUGGUAGAUCCUGGUGCUUUUUGAUUCUCUGGUGGAUUUUAUUACUUAGACAUUGCUAUUGACAUUUUUAUUAUCACAUUUAGUACAUCUUGAAUCUACCUGUACAUAAAAAUAACUGGACAAUUGCAUUUUGAUACUGUUUAGUAACACUUUUGAAUGUUAAACCGUUUGCCAAGAUGAGUGCUGAAGGAUAUCAAUACAGAGCUCUGUAUGACUACAAGAAAGAGCGAGAAGAAGACAUUGACUUGCACUUAGGAGAUAUAUUAACUGUGAAUAAAGGUACCUUACUAGCGCUUGGAUUCAGUGAAGGGGAAGAAGCCAAGCCUGAAGAGAUUGGUUGGUUAAAUGGCUUUAAUGAAACCACAGGGGAGAGGGGGGAUUUCCCAGGAACUUAUGUAGAAUACAUUGGAAGAAAAAAAAUAUCUCCCCCAACUCCAAAGCCUCGUCCUCCUCGACCCCUUCCUGUCGCACCAAGCCCUGCAAAAGCUGAAGCAGAGAAUGAGCAACAAGCUUUUUCGCUUCCAGAUCUUACAGAGCAGUUUUCACCUCCUGAUGUUGCUCCACCAAUCCUCAUCAAGAUAGUGGAGACAAUUGAAAAGAAAGGUCUGGAGUGCUCAACUUUGUAUGUAACACAAGGCUCAAGCAGCUCAGCAGAAUUAAGACAAAUUCUUGAAUGUGAUGCCUCUUCAUUGGAUUUAGAGACUUUCGAUGUACACACUUUAUCAGAUGCUCUCAAGAGAUAUCUCCUGGACCUGCCAAAUCCCAUCAUUCCAGCAGCUGUUUACAGUGACAUGAUUUCUGUAGCUCAAGAAGUCCAGAGCUCAGAGGAAUAUGCUCAGUUGCUGAAGAAACUCAUCAGAUCUCCAAAUAUACCUCCCCAAUAUUGGCUCACACUCCAAUAUUUGCUCAAACAUUUCCUCAGACUUUGUCAAGCCUCCAGCAAAAACCUCCUGAAUGCAAGGUCUCUAGCUGAAAUUUUCAGCCCUCUGCUUUUCAAAUUCCAGAUAGCAAGCUCUGAUAAUACUGAACACCACAUAAAGAUCCUAGAGGUUUUAAUCACAAGUGAAUGGAAUGAGAGACAGCCUGUACCAGCACUGCCUCCUAAGCCACCGAAACCUAAUACUGUAACUAACAACGGCAUGAAUAACAACAUGUCAUUACAAGAUGCUGAAUGGUACUGGGGAGAUAUCUCAAGAGAAGAAGUGAAUGAGAAGCUUCGAGACACUGCAGAUGGUACCUUUUUGGUACGAGAUGCUUCAACCAAAAUGCAUGGGGACUACACGCUUACACUAAGGAAAGGAGGAAAUAACAAAUUAAUCAAAAUAUUUCACCGAGAUGGGAAGUACGGCUUUUCUGACCCGUUAACUUUCAACUCUGUGGUUGAGCUAAUAAACCACUACAGGAAUGAAUCUCUAGCCCAGUACAAUCCUAAACUGGAUGUAAAAUUACUGUAUCCAGUGUCUAAGUACCAGCAGGAUCAAGUGGUAAAAGAGGACAGCAUUGAAGCAGUGGGGAAGAAAUUACAUGAAUAUAAUACCCAGUUCCAAGAAAAAAGCCGAGAAUAUGACAGACUCUAUGAAGACUACACAAGAACAUCUCAGGAAAUUCAAAUGAAAAGAACAGCUAUUGAAGCAUUUAAUGAAACAAUAAAAAUAUUUGAAGAGCAGUGCCAGACGCAGGAGAGAUACAGUAAGGAAUACAUCGAAAAAUUUAAACGCGAAGGAAAUGAAAAAGAAAUACAAAGAAUUAUGCACAACUAUGAAAAACUGAAGUCUCGAAUAAGUGAAAUUGUGGACAGCAGGCGUAGAUUAGAAGAGGACUUAAAGAAGCAAGCCGCUGAAUAUAGAGAGAUAGACAAGCGUAUGAACAGCAUUAAGCCAGACCUCAUACAGCUGAGGAAGACAAGAGACCAGUACUUGAUGUGGCUGACUCAGAAAGGUGUUCGGCAAAAGAAGCUAAAUGAAUGGCUUGGAAAUGAAAAUACAGAAGACCAAUACUCUAUGGUAGAUGAUGAUGAAGACUUGCCCCAUCAUGAUGAGAGAACAUGGAAUGUGGGAAAUAUCAACAGAAGCCAAGCUGAAAAUCUGCUGCGGGGAAAGCGAGAUGGAACAUUCCUGGUUCGAGAGAGCAGCAAGCAAGGCUGCUAUGCCUGCUCUGUUGUGGUGGAUGGAGAAGUUAAGCACUGUGUGAUAAACAAAACACCUACUGGGUAUGGAUUUGCAGAGCCAUAUAACUUGUACAACUCUCUCAAAGAACUGGUGCUACAUUAUCAACACACAUCACUUGUGCAGCACAAUGACUCUCUCAAUGUCACACUAGCCUACCCAGUAUAUGCACAGCAGAGGCGAUGAAGAUCUUAAUACUCUGGGUGUUUGGUUUUUUUCUAAAGAAAAGAUUUGACAACAUUGAGGCCUCUGGAGAGAGCAGGCUCCUUUCAGCCUUACUCAAGAAUUUGAGCUGCAGUAUCAAAGCUAUCUGUCUUCAGAUGGGACUAGAGCUUUCCUUCACAACUGCAGUCGGAAAGAUCACAGUAUUAAGCUGUGAACGUAUGUUUCUAAUCUGAAGUGCUUUUUUUAAAUUGAGAAAAGAAAAACACAAGAGAGAGAGAAAUCCUAACCUGAUCUCCCUGCAGGGACAUAGAGGCCUUUAACCAUGGUGCUUGUUUACGACCACUUCUGAAGCUUUACCAGCUAGAACGUUGGAUUCUGCAGACACAAGGUGUAAGAGGUCUUUGUCAUUUGGUUAUUGGAAUUUCUUGGUCACAACCUGGCUUGGAUUUGAUGUUGCUGCACUCAGUGGAUCCAGACACACAGCAUUGUGGAUUUUUUGGUUUCUGGUGAAUGAUAUGUAGCAGAAUGGCACUUUCAUUUAUAAGGGACACUUUAAAAGGACUUCAGUUACAGUAUGUUGUUUGGAGGAAUUGUAAUAGUGAAGUGCCAGGAAGUGUUUUGCUUAGACAUUUAAAAAUCCUGUUUUAAGAAUUUAUUUAAGACUGAAGAAAACAGGACUUUCAAUGGCAUACAGUCUUUAAUAAUGUACAUACUGGAUGACUAACUAUCAUUGAUGGAAACUAUCAAUACCAAACUGCUUCUCUUUUCCCCUUUCUGUUUGCUGAAAGCUGAAUUCUUAGACCAUGCUAUGCAAUACUGAAUUUUCUUUAGGCUGUAGUCUUCUCUUGAGCAUGUCUACAGGUUAAGCUUGUUUCUUUCUUCUUUACUUGCCUUCUUUUUUCUUUCUUUUUUUUGCCUGAAAAUACUUUUCUUGAUGAUUAUUUUUUGUUAUUCUUUUGAUGUUUUGGUUUUUUUUUUGUUUUUUUUUUUGAUGUACAGGAAGCCAGCAAGAGUUGGCUUCAGAAUUAAAACUAUGAAAUAUUUUACAAUUUUCUUUGUAUAGAAUAUUGAGCUACUAGCUCAAAGUUUAAAAAGUUCAUCUUUUUUUUUUUGACUAAAUAUUUUGUUGGGCAGUGCCUGAUAAGCUUCAAAGCUGCUUUAUUCAAUAAAAAUAUAUGAACAUUACAAAAUAUCAUUGAGUCCAACAAUAUUGUUUCAGAGAUACCUUUAGAGUACGGUACCUUGCUAUGUUUGCUUUUGAAGCAUUUUGAACUUCUGUCAUGAUUGUCUUUGUAUUUGAAAGAUGAAAAAUUGUGUAUCCUUCUCUGAUAAUGACUGCAGAAAAACAGGAAAAUUUAGCUACUGGAGUAUAUAGGUUGGAUUUCAGAAUGAAUCCACACUUCAUAGUAAAUAAAUGACAUCUUGACCUACUGUGGCAGAAUUUUUGUCAGCAUGUCAAGGUAUUUUCAUUUCAUAUGAAGGAAGUUUCUCUAAACUGUUGCCUGGAUUUGUUUAUCGUACUAGUAUUUUUAAAGAAAUCUCCCACCUGUACUCAGAACAAUUGGAUACAACAUAGGGCUAAAUAAGACUGGAAAACCUCUAUUCUGAAAAAUGAUUAGGCUUUCAUAGUUAAUAUUUUGGAUUAUUUUCAUAAGUUUGUAGACUGAGGGAGUAUCAAACUGAACAUUUUCAUAGUUUCAGGCACUAGAGACUUACAGAAUUAUGGUUUGUUUAAAGGAAACAAAUACAUGAAUCCCACUAAAGCAAACUUACUAGUAAUUCUGGGACAAUUCACUGUGGGUGGCUUGCAGUGGUUAUUGUUAUUAUAUAUUUUUUGCCAUGACCAUUGCGGAAAUUUGUGCAUUGCAAAUUGAUAAAGUAAUGAAGUUCACAUAAAUAUUGGACAAGUUUUGACUAAGUUAAGAUGAAUUUAUUCUUCCCCAAAGAUGCACAGGGAAAACCCAUUACUAUUUAAGGGACUUACACACGAUCAAAAGAGUAGGUCCCAUGGAGCUGUCUCAUAACAACUCUGCUUUAGAGAUACAUGUAUUUUGAUUCCAAGCAUUCAGUACUUACUAAGCUACUGAAAAUAAUGAGGAAUUUGCCAGUCUCCAGUAGUUUUUAUAUUAUCUUUUAAUUUUUACAUUAUCCCUUCAUUUCUGAGACUGUAAAGCUUUUUUUUUCUUUAAUUAUGUGGAUUUUAUGCUUUUUUGGUGGGUUGUCUUUGCUUUCCUAUAGAUGUAUUUUCUCUCUAGAAUCUAUAUCAGGAAACAAGAUACAACCAACAUAAAUGUUUCAGGAUAGUCAUCAUUUUCAAAAUUAUUCUGAUUUUUUUAUUUUCUAAAUAGAAGUUUAGCCUUCAUCCCUUCCAUUCCUCAUUCCACCCUCCUUUCAGGCCUCUCAGAAUAGGACCAUUUAAAUUUGGUUUUCUAAUAACUGGUUUUUACUAUGAAAAGCAACAAUUACUCUAGCAUGACAGUCAUACUACUGGGCUUGACAUUACAAAUUAGCUCAAUAUACAACAAUUUAACACUUGUAGCAAUCCAAGGUAUUCUUCAGACAUAUAUUAAUUUUUGAAUGUUAAAUACUUUAAGAGUAAAAUCGUAUUUUUUUCUCUAUAAGCAAAAUAUAUGUAAUCUGAAUGGAUGUUUCACUUAGUAUUUCUCAAGAAAUUUCAUCGUAGUUAAGGCAUUUGGAUCUAAUUUUCCUCAUAUUAAGAAAACCUCUGCUAUGUCAGUGGGCCAUAUCCUUAGCAUGCCCAGCCCAGUACGGGAUAUCAUUUGUUCCUGUUGUGCUGUACUACUUCACUUCAUCUGUGGUUGUAGCAGAGAAAAAAUAGUGUGCGUGCAAAUUUGGCACUUGCUUUUAUUGCACAAGCAACAAUGAGAAAUAAGCACUAUGUUAUGGGGAUAAAUGCUUUUAGGGCUUCGUUAGGGGAAGUUCUGCCUACACAGGGUCUGUGCAAUUCACAAGGAUGCCCCCGAAGUGGGCAUGAGUGGGGUUUCUUUGGUACCUGGGUAUUGUGUGGCCUCUGCAUUUCCCUCCCUCCUUAAUGCACAGAGCUGCAUCCUGCCAAAGGCCCUAUUCACUGCAGAGUUGUUUGUCCUUAAUGUACCAUAUUGUUCACUCCAGUUUUGAUUUGAUCUCAGACUAAUAUAUACAGAAAAAAAGCAUGUGGAUAUAACUGAAGAAACGCAAUGCUUUUCUGUGUUUCUAUUGACGUAUACUUUUUCCACCUAAUAUGAUUCAAGGGUGGGAAUUGUUUUGGUAUGUUUUUUUGGUUUGGGGAAUUUUUUUAUUUUAAAUCCCUGAGUUAUGCUGCACUGCAGCAGCACUUUUGCAAGGCUUUUGUAAAGUAUGAGGCAUAACACAGAGAACCAACACCCGCAGGGAAAAUUAGGAGCUUCUGAUUUCCGUAAGUUGAAAUUGGGAUUUCCAGUUUUGGGGAUAUUCAUGUGUGCAUCAGUGCAUAUGCGCACACACUUGCUGUGUUUAUGUAUGAAUAGAUCUCAGUAUAGGUGCAUUUUCACCAAACGUGAUCAUUUUGCUGAAUUCAGUAAGUGAUAUUAUUAAUUUUGUGUAAAGACACACACAUGCACUAGACCUUUGUGGGUGCAGCAUGUUUCCAAAUACAGUUAGAAGACUGAGUUUCUGUGUUGUUGUUGUUUUUUUUUUAAAAAAAGCUUGUCUGUAUGGUUCAUUUAUCUAAAAAAAAAAUCUUAUCAAACUGUAAAACCAAAUCUUAAAAUUUUCUAUUUGGUGUCAACUGUUCUGUAGUAAAGAAAUGGCUUUGUCUUGUAAUUGGCAAUGAAAUAAUAAUGCUUGGGAAAACAUGCAAAUGCUUCUAAUGGGGAAAACUUCUGCCGAUUUUCACACAGUGCUUUUGCUAUGCAUGGUAUUAAGUUGGGAAAGUGAAUCCUGAUAGUAUUUUUUUCAGGGUCACUUUAGAAUGGGCAGCACAAAGCACAAUGCCUCCCAUAGGACAAGGUUCCAAAAUGCAACAUUUUAUGUAGAAUCAUGUUGUAUUUACUGCAGUGGAAAACUAAACUGGACUGGAGGAGUGGGUAACGUUACAUUGCACUUGUCCUAAUGAGACUGCAUUAGCUGCCCAAGAUGCUGCUAUUUUUUUUUAUUAUUAUUAUUGUUUUUAAAAAUAAAGCUCUGUUCUGUUAAAUGUCUUUAAAACAUUAAGAUUACUUUGUUUUAAAAUGGUCUUUGAGGAGGUGGAGGGUAAAGUGGGUUGUAAAUUGCCUUCACAAGGCAACAGUGAAAACAUGCCUCCUUGAAAUUUUGUUCAAGCUAUAGAGUUGAUGGAGCUGUGUCUUGUUUUUAAGUUGCUUUAAAAAUUGUAAUAAGUCUUCAAGCAGAAUAAAGGUUGUUUUGAAACUGCA